This is a messenger RNA of Punica granatum (pomegranate), 2120 nucleotides long. The record is from RefSeq and is a predicted model, not a curated record. NCBI's taxonomy places the organism in Eukaryota, Viridiplantae, Streptophyta, Magnoliopsida, Myrtales, Lythraceae.
GGAAGGUUUGAUUGAUCAUGCUUUCAUAAAGAAUCAAAUGAUUGAUAUCUCUUCAUCUUUUGUUUAUACAGUUUGAAAAAGAAAGAGGAAGCCUCUCCUUCUCCUCAGUGUCAAACCUCUAACCAUCUCCCUAUAUAUAGAGGAUCUCCUUGCCAAAGCCUCACAUUCAAACACUCCUCUUCUGUAUUCAUCUCUCUCACCUACACUUAGAUCUACCCGGUCGACCUCAUACCACGCACAAAGAAAACUUCCGAAUUCCACAAAUCGUGACAUUGCACUCCUGUGAGAGCUAUUACAAGAGUUCGUCAAGAGAGUGUCCACACACACACACACACACACACACACACAUAUAUAGUAUGGCAAUUGAGAUUAAUCCAGUGCCUUCUGUUCAGUUGUCGAAAGUAGCGGAUUCCGAAAAGCACGGGGAGAACUCGCCGUACUUUGCCGGGUGGAAAGCGUACGACGAAGACCCUUAUAAUGAAAUGACAAAUCCCUCUGGGGUCAUCCAAAUGGGCUUGGCUGAAAAUCAAGUGUCAUUUGAUAUGUUGGAGGACUACCUCGAAAAACACCCCGAAGCAUCGAUCUGGGGCAAAGGGGCACCUGGAUUCAAAGAGAAUGCAUUGUUUCAGGAUUAUCACGGACUUCUAAGUUUCCGAAAGGCAAUGGCAAGUUUCAUGGAGCAAAUAAGGGGAGGAAGAGCAAGAUUUGACCCAGAAAGAGUAGUUCUAACAGCCGGGGCAACCGCUGCUAAUGAGCUUCUGACCUUCAUCCUGGCGGACCCUGGAGAUGCUUUGCUUGUUCCCACUCCGUACUAUCCUGGAUUUGACAGGGACUUGAGGUGGAGGACUGGGGUGAGGAUUGUCCCAAUCCAUUGCAACAGCUCGAACAAUUUCCAGAUAACCCCUCAGGCUCUCGAGGCAGCCUACGAGAAUGCCGAAUCCAUGAACUUGAGAGUGAGAGGAGUCCUCAUCACCAAUCCUUCCAACCCUCUCGGGGCCACUGUCCAACGCGCUGUCCUUGAGGAAAUCCUUGGUUUCGUAACCCGGAAGAACAUCCACCUCAUCUCUGAUGAGAUUUACUCCGGUUCUGUCUUCUCGUCAUCGGAGUUUGUUAGCGUGGCAGAAAUCCUUGAAUCAAGGGACUAUAAAGAGUGCGAGCGGGUCCACAUUGUCUACAGCCUCUCCAAGGACCUCGGCCUCCCUGGGUUUCGGGUCGGGACAAUAUAUUCCUACAACGACAAGGUUGUCACCACUGCCCGGAGGAUGUCUAGCUUCACGUUGAUCUCUUCACAGACACAGCACCUCCUGGCAUCCAUGCUAUCCAACAAGGAAUUCACUUCCCGGUACAUCGAGACGAAUCGAGCUAGGCUUAAGAAGAGGUAUGAUAUGAUCAUCCAAGGUCUGAAGAGGGCAGGGAUCAAGUGCCUGCGAGGUAACGCUGGGCUAUUUUGCUGGAUGAAUCUUAGCCCAUUGCUCCAGAAACCGGACCGAGAAGGGGAGUUGGAUCUCUGGAAGACUAUGCUUCACGAGCUAAAGCUCAACAUAUCACCCGGGUCCUCAUGCCACUGCUCAGAACCUGGUUGGUUUCGGGUUUGCUUCGCGAACAUGAGCGAACAAACCCUAGAAGUCGCACUCGCAAGGAUACACAACUACAUGGACCAGCGGAAAAGGUGAACACACUUCACUAUUGAUUUUUGCCCAUGGCCCUGUUCUAUAUUGGGUUACCAUUCAUCCGGCCGUGAUACAUGUGGAAUUGGCCAAGGGCAGGUUAAAUUUCUCUCUCAGAAAUUAUGAGAGGGAGAAAAUAAAACGGCCGACCAAUUUUUUAAUGGUUCAAAACCAUUUUGGAUAUUUUACUUCUUUUGGGCAAUUUAUAGAGUUCUUGGUAUUACCCGUAUAGGUUGGUGUCCUCAUACUGUAAAUCAGAUUGAAUUAAAUUCUUUAUAGUGUAUUUUUUUUCCUUUUGUUUUCUUGCUUUUGACAGAGCAAGUUCCUAGGAAAUCGUUCCAUCUAUGAAAUUGUGUAAUAAAAGUGGUGACUACGAUUAGUUGUCAACAAAAUACUAUUGUAAUUGUCAAUUUAAGUGUAAAGUAUUUGUGAAAUUAUCAACAUGCAGGUCGU